GUCGUCGUCGUCGUCGUUGUCGUCGUUGUCGUCGUCGUAGCUGCUUUGGCUCUGGCACGUGCCUGUCCCCGCAACUUCCUGGGUGCGCUUGCGCCCUCCCCCUCUCCCCUCCCGCUUCCGUCGGCCAUGGUUGUCGCUGCGAGGCUUCGCUGGAUUUGCGAGCAAGUGGUCGCAGGGGUCCAGGCGCACAUCUUUGUCUCCCCGGCUGCCAUCCCGAGCAGGUCCAAGGUUAAGGUGGUGCUCGACCCUGCUGCUGGGCCUACCGCACCUCCAGCAAGGGCGCUUCUCCUCCACACGCUCGAGGUGUUCGAUCGCAUGGUGGGCGUGCUGGUUGCAGUGGAUCGUGGGCAUCGCCAUUCGGGCGGGAAGCAGGAGAUUUGCAUCUGGUGGUCUUCUCCUUGGCUUCCGGAUGGUGCUGGCGGUGACGAUCUUCCUCCUGGUGGUGGGGGUUCUGGUGAUGACGACCCUGAUGGUGGAGGAGAUGACGGCGGUGGCGGACCUCGGCGACGUCGGCGAGACCAUCGUGCGGCCACUCGUGAUCCCUGGCUCGACCCUGGAUGCGACCCGUGGGCGGCAGCUGCAUGGCAGAGCGGUGGCGGUCCACUGCACAAGGCUCCUCGACAUCAUUGCGGUCUAUUCCCAGAGGUGCCGAAGUUCCCUUUCAAUUCGGACGCGCAGAUUUUCGUUCCGAAUUCUGGUGUCCUUUCUGCCGAAGCUGAUCGCGCUGAGCUUCAUGAUGGAGACGGAUUUCCUGUUCGUGACUGCGAUGUUGCUGACGUUGUUCUUUUGGAGCUUUGUACCGGCUAUCGUGAAGGAGGAGGUGGUGACCAGUCUGAUGCCGUUCUUCAUGCGCCUGGUGUGGCUCAUUUGCCUGACGAUCGAGCUGCGUUGCCUGGCGGACAGGUGGAGCUUCCUGUGCCUGGUGACCGUCUACUUACUGCAGAUUGUGUGGGCCCUCCUGGACCUGAUGCUGGUCAGCUUCCCGAGGGACGUGCGCCUCUUCCCGAAGACAGUGAAUAUUGCGACGACUUUAUUACUGCGCCUGGUGCGGGUCUGUUCCUAGAGGAUCGUGCUGCCGUGCCUGGAGGCCCUGUGGUCCUUCCUGGGCCUAGUGCGGGCCUGUUCCGUGGAGUUUCUGCCGAGCUUCGUGGAGGUCGCGAUUGUCUCCCUGGAUCUGGUGCCGGGGGGCUUCCCCAGGGACGAGAGCUGCUUCCCGACGAUCGCGCAGGUCUUCCUGAGCAUACUGAACGAGGAGAUGGUGUCGUGCUGGUUCCUGGUGCUUCCUCCGAUGUGCCCCACGUCCCUGAUGCCUGGAACUUCUCGUGCGACGAGAUAGUGGACGACCUCCUCGCCGAUAUGGACAUGGGCGGCUACCCUACUGACGAUGCGGUGCGCGCUUGUUUCGACCUUCCUCCUCGUCCUGGUGUGUUCCAUGGACUUCGCAGCCCUCGGCCUGGAUCUGAUCGUGCUGGCAUGCGGGAUUUCUGGGAGAUGGCGGCUGUGACGAGGGUUCGGCUGCCACAUAUAUCUGAUUCGGGGCCGCGCGAGCCUCUUCGCAUUGCCUCGGAGCCGCCCAUCGCUAUAUGCAAUAGUAGCACGGAUUGGGAGUCGCUGAGAAUGGAUAUGACUCGUUGCCCGCUGACUGGCCGACGGCUCGCCGCAGAGGAAAUCGAAGCAGAGCGAUUAA
Molecule: messenger RNA, 1687 nt
Organism: Prorocentrum cordatum
Lineage: Eukaryota; Dinophyceae; Prorocentrales; Prorocentraceae
Source: the annotation of a GenBank genome assembly